Molecule: messenger RNA, 759 nt
Organism: Effrenium voratum
Lineage: Eukaryota; Dinophyceae; Suessiales; Symbiodiniaceae
Source: the annotation of a GenBank genome assembly
AUGGCGUCGUGCCUGGUGAUGAAGACCGAAUGUGGAGACAUCAACCUGAGGCUCAGGCGAGACUCGGCUCCGAUCACCUGUGACUUCAUCGUGAAGGCGGUGGAGGAGGGCCUCUACAAUGGCAAGACCUUCUAUCGCAGCGACUUUGUGAUCCAGUGCGGGCUGCACCCGCAGAAAGCGCCAGGUGACAUCUCGCGGAACGAGACGCGGGACGGGGUCUUCCUGUCAAACACGCGCGGCACUUGUGCGAUCGCCCACUGGGACGUGCCGGAUAAUGGCAACACUGAGUUCUUCAUCAACCUGCAGGCAAACACCCACCUGGACAGCGCCUGCGGCGGCUACUGCGUCUUUGCCGAGGUGGCGGACGACGCCUCUCUGGCGGUGGUGGACGCAAUUGCCGGUGAGGUCAAGGCGCGAGGCAGCGUGAAGAUCAGCGCGGUCACGGCGGACAAGCUCCAAAUCAUCACGGCGCCCGGGGAGACCAAGGCGCAGCCGAGGACCCAACCGCAGCCCCAGCCGCCACAAGCGCAGAACCACCAGGAGGAGGAAGUGAAACCCAAGGUCGAGAAGUCCCGUCCAACAGUCAUCAUUCCCACGCGGGAUUUGCAGCCACAAGCGCAGAACCACCAGGUGGAGGAGGAAGCGAAACCCAAGGUCGAGAAGCCCCGUCCAGCAGUCAUCAUCCCCAUGCGCGCGGCGCCGAAUGCCGCGGACCCGCAGAGCCCCCGCAGCCCUGGCAGGUAUACCGCUUGGAGUUGA